This is a messenger RNA of Hemicordylus capensis (graceful crag lizard), 3327 nucleotides long. Its product is annotated as solute carrier family 2, facilitated glucose transporter member 11-like. Gene Ontology annotation, cellular component: membrane. The transcript has a single exon. Gene Ontology annotation, molecular function: hexose transmembrane transporter activity. NCBI's taxonomy places the organism in Eukaryota, Metazoa, Chordata, Lepidosauria, Squamata, Cordylidae. Gene Ontology annotation, biological process: monosaccharide transmembrane transport. The record is from RefSeq and is a predicted model, not a curated record. The coding region runs from base 71 to 1567 and encodes 498 amino acids.
CUGAAACUGGGUUAGGAUCACAAAAGGAAGGUGCUUUCCCAAAUCACUUUUAAGGGCUAGAAGACCGGAGAUGACCAACUUUUGCUCCGACCUGGUUUUAUAUCGGAGAGUCCUUCAAAUGUCCAUCAUUCUGGGCUUGGGUGGAACUUUCCUUUUUGGAUUCCAAGUCUCAAUGAUCAACUAUACUUCACCAUAUAUCAAGAAGUUCAUAAAUGAGACCUGGCUGGAGAGAUACAAUGCUCCCAUCGAUGAGGAGAGCCUCACACUCCUAUGGUCCUUCAUUGUGUCUGCCUUUGGUAUUGGAGGAUUGAUAGGAACCUUCCUCUCAGGAUACCUGCCAGCAAAAUACGGGAAAAAGAACUGUCUGAUAUUUUGUAGCGUACUCAUGCUAGCAACUGCAGUAAUCAUGAGCACUAGUAAAAUGGCAAAGUCUUUUGAAAUGAUUCUGCUUGGACGGCUCCUUUAUGGUCUGAAUGCAGGUUUGGGCUGUUGUAUUCAAGGUCAGUAUCUGGGAGAAAUUUCCCCCAAGCAUCUCCGGGGUUUAACCAAUGUCACUGUUGGAGUUUUAGCCAACCUAGGGAAAUUCCUAGGGCAACUAUCAGGGCUACGUGAACUUUUAGGGACAGAGUCCCUGUGGCCGAUCCUGUUGGCCACCAGUGGGGCCACAGGACUGGUGCUGCUGUUUACCGUUCCCUUCUUCCCCGAGACUCCGCCAUACCUUUUGAUCCAGAAGGGAGAUUUAGAAGGCUGCCUAAAAGCUCUGAAUCAGCUUUGGGGUGAGGGAGACCAUAAAGCAGAAGUAGAUGACAUGUUGAAGGAACAGGCAUCUAUCAAAAAAGCAAAAAUCAUGAAUGUCCUAGAGCUCUUAAAAGACCAUUCCAUGCGACACCAGCUAUGCUUGUUGAUUGUAGUAGGAACAACAUUAUCACUUAGUGGAGUAAAUGCCAUUUACUUCUACUCCUCUGAUGUGUUCUAUACCUCUGGGCUUGAUCCGGAACGCAUCUCCUACGUAGCUCUUGGAGCUGGAGCUUGUGAGCUCUGCUCUAUCCUCAUUUGCCUCUUCACCAUUGAGCAUUUUGGCAGACGAAAGAUGCUACUGUGGGGAUAUGGCCUGAUGAUGCUUGUCUUGGCACUCCUAACAGCUACAUUGUCACUCCAACAUCACUUCUUCUGGAUGCCAUAUUGCAAUGUUGCUCUCAUCUUCCUCUUCAUCAUCAUCUUUGGAUCAGGGCCAGCUGGAGUAACAUUCCCUGUCAUAGUUGAACUUUUCACACAAUCAUCCAGGCCUGCUGCGUUAGUCAUUAGCAUGGGCCUCCACUGGACAGGACUGAAUUUGAUUGGGAUGUUUUUCCCGUAUGUGGUGAAUCACCUGGGCACCUUCUGCUUUCUGAUUUUUAUGGGCUACAUUGCAGUCUCAUGGGUUCUCAUCUUCUGGUUCCUCCCAGAGACAAAAGGCAAAUCACUCAUGGAAAUUCAAGGGGAAUUCAACCAAUUAAAAAUGGGAAAGAAAAAAGAUACUGCCAUAGAGAAGAACUCACCUGAAGAACUCAUGUGUACCAGACUAUAACAGGGUUGAGAAGAAGUGGCUUACUACAGGGACAACAUGGAUUACCACAGCUGGAGUGGAUGACAGAAUGCUAGGGGACACUUAAAGUCAAGGUUCUGAAAAAACACCAUGAUACAGCAUUCCUCAGAUUGUACUAAUUUACAAUGUAGGUUGGGGAAAUUGCAAAUUUGAAUGCCCCUCUAUGUUAGAAACAAGCUCACUCCCUACACACAUAAUCCACCACUUCAAGGAGAAGACUAGGUAAAAAUCCUUCUCCUUGAAAGGCUAGUCACCCCAGGCAGAGAGUCUGCUGUGGGCAGUUUUCAAGCCAGCAUUCUGAGGAGGUACAAUCAAGGAGGACUGUUCCAAAUUAUUAUUCUGUACAUGGAUCCCUAACCAUGAUCUCUGUCCAUGAUUCUAAGUGAGGGAAAGGUCUCUCUACAGAGGCAGGGGCCAUCAUUUGAGGGGGCUCCUAACUCAAACUACUUAUUACCACAUAAUUGUAUGUCCUCUGCACUGGAGAGGAAGUCCAUAGCUCAACAAAAGCUAUAGUUGUAGGAGAAGUCUAUAGCUCAAUAAGAGAGCACAUCCUUGGACACUCUCCAUGAAAAUGUAUGUAUGUAUUGUAUGUUUUUUAACUUUUGUAAACCGCCAUGGGAUUGUUUUUAAUGAAAGUCGGUAUAUAAAUUUAACGAUAGAUCGAUAGAUCAAUGUAUCUCAAAUUAAAAGAACCCUGUAUAGCGGAAGUAGGAAAGACCGCCACCCAAGGCCACAAAGUUCCGCUUCCAGUUGGUGCACAAGCUCUGGGCUCGAAGGACCAACAAUCUGACCAUGCAAGACAGCUUCAUAUAAUUGGGAUGGGGGCUACAAUUUGGUCUCCCAAUGGCAUUUUUAUAGGCUUACUGCUUUCCUUAAAGCGUGUCCAAAGGAAAUGAUUAUUAUUGUUCAAUUUCUAUACUGCUUUUCAUUACAAUAAUCUUAAAGCAGUUUACAAUAUAAUUAAAACACAAAAGUACAGAUAUUAACUAUAAAUACAAUGUCUCUAUUUAAAAGUUUACCCCAAGGGUUUUGAGGGCCCUGUUUAGCUUGACCUUGUCUCAGGAACUGCAAUGGAUGCCUCUACAUAGCUUUUCUCCUGUUAGUUUUUAAACCCCUAUAAGGAGACUCAAAAAAAAGUUUGAAAACUCUGGCUCCAAGGAAAUAGUGUCUCACCAGUACUGGACACGCUUACAACCACAACACCCAUAUGGGGAAAUACGAGCAUGGUUCAGAUGAUGUGAAUUUGUUAUUGUUUCAAAUAAGUAUUUUUCUGUGUUUACAUGUACUUAGUUGCGGGGAAGUCAGCCUGGGAUCUUCAGCAUGCAAAUCAUCUGCUGUACAACUGAGCUAUGGCCUUCCCUCUCUGGAGAGCUAUAGUACCAAACUGCAAUUUUUAGUUAUACACACACACACACACACACACACACACACACACACACACACCCCUCCCUCACUCAGAAACAGAGUUGGGUUCCUGAUCUCUGUUCACUGAAGCACAUACAUCGAUACACAGCAUUUCAUCAAUGCCAUUUCCUACACCAUGGGUUCCAAAACCUUGGUCCCCCAAUGCUGCUGGAAUACAACUCUCAUCAUUCUCAGCUACAAUGUGACCAACAUUGUUUUAAUAAUGUAACCUGCCUUUCAGGGUUUUUUUUAACUGUUCUGAUUGUUUAAUUGUUAUUUAUGAUGUUUUAAUUGUUAAUUGAUGUUUUACAUUGUUUAUAUUUCUCUUUUAACUGUUA